AUAUCGCCCCGCUUCGCUUGCUAUUCUUGACGCACACCUCAAAUACUCGGGAAAUACACCGUUGAACGUGUCCCUGUUGAUGUACUCUAAUGGUAAUAUCCAUGAAAAGAACGUCCUGGCUCGCAUCACCAAUCUCGCCCAUCGGUGGUCAAAGCUGGAGAUUCAGGGUCGACAGUACGAGAACUUUCCCCCCGCCUUCCCCGCGCUGCGCACAUUGACUGCUUCAUAUAUUUUUACGGGCGACGUUUACUUUUUUGACGCCCCUUUGCUGAGAACUGUACGGUUGGGUGACAGUGUGGCGCUUCAUUCGUUUGUGCUUCCAUCUCAUAUAACCCACCUCUCACUUUCCCGGUUAUGUGUGGAGGACUUUCCAUGCCUGAAAUUAUAUCCGAGCCUCGUCGAGCUCCAUUUCAAAUCUGUACAUUUCUACGAUGGCGAAACCCCAUUGACGAUUACACAUCCCACUAUACGGUGUCUCUCCGUAUCCGGAAUAUAUCUCCUAUCGUUCCUCAUCUUGCCUGCAUUAGAAGACCUCAGGAUUCAACGCAGUGAAUCCAACUUAUACGUCGUCUCGGCCUUUCUGUCCCAGUCCGGCUGUUCUCUUAAGACCCUUGCAAUUGACGUACCCUGCGACGAUAGGCUAUCAGGCCUCCUGGGCACUCAGCCAUCACUUCAAGGACUUUCAAUAAUGAGUCAUCCACAUUAUCGCAGCUUGGACCUGGUGUAUCGCAGAUUAGCUUGUCCAGAUUUCCUAUCUAAUUUGGAGCGAUUCCGGAUCAUCUAUGCUGAUGACUUAUAUCCUCAGGCAGUUCAUAUGAUCAGAGCGCGAUGGUAUGCGCCUAUCCGGCGUCUUCGAAACUUUGUUGUAGUCGCGGACUCAGUGAAAAGUAGUAGAACCCUUGAAGGUGAUGAUCAAUGAGGGGCUGGAUGUCAAGGUUCUGGGUCUUUCACACGUCAGACGACUGGAGAAUGUUUGGUUGGAUCCACACAUGACGGAAAGUGAGGAUAUCUUGGAGUAACUUAGAGAAUUAUCAUGUGUACAGUAUGUAAUAGUUAUCAUGGCCUCUUACAAG
Desarmillaria tabescens is the source of this 1073-nucleotide messenger RNA. RefSeq lists its product as uncharacterized. The record is from RefSeq and is a predicted model, not a curated record. The transcript has a single exon. Lineage: Eukaryota; Fungi; Basidiomycota; Agaricomycetes; Agaricales; Physalacriaceae. The coding region runs from base 80 to 919 and encodes 279 amino acids.